This is a messenger RNA of Pterocles gutturalis (yellow-throated sandgrouse), 1439 nucleotides long. RefSeq names its product phosphatidylinositol transfer protein, beta (gene PITPNB). Gene Ontology annotation, cellular component: cytoplasm. The annotation marks the transcript as partial. Lineage: Eukaryota; Metazoa; Chordata; Aves; Pterocliformes; Pteroclidae. Gene Ontology annotation, molecular function: phosphatidylcholine intramembrane carrier activity; phosphatidylinositol binding; phosphatidylcholine binding. The transcript is spliced from 10 exons. Gene Ontology annotation, biological process: phospholipid transport. The record is from RefSeq and is a predicted model, not a curated record.
CCGAGUGGUCUUACCUUGCUCCGUGCAAGAGUAUCAAGUUGGGCAACUUUAUUCCGUGGCAGAAGCUAGCAAAAAUGAAACAGGAGGAGGUGAAGGAAUUCAAGUCUUAAAAAAUGAGCCUUAUGAAAAGGAUGGCGAGAAGGGACAAUAUACUCACAAAAUCUAUCAUUUAAAGAGUAAAGUUCCUGGUUUUGUAAGGAUGAUUGCUCCAGAAGGCUCCCUGGUGUUCCACGAGAAGGCUUGGAACGCGUAUCCCUAUUGUAGAACAAUUGUGACAAAUGAAUACAUGAAAGAUGACUUCUUCAUAAAAAUUGAGACCUGGCAUAAACCAGAUUUGGGGACAUCAGAGAACGUGCACAAUUUAGAUCCAAACACAUGGAAGAGUGUUGAAGUUGUCCACAUUGACAUUGCAGAUAGAACUCAAGUAGAACCAGGAGACUACAAAGCUGAUGAAGACCCUGCAUUAUUCCAGUCGGUCAAGACGAAGAGAGGACCUUUGGGGCCAAACUGGAAGAAAGAGCUAGCAACUGAUGAAGAGUGUCCUAAAAUGUGUGCUUACAAGUUGGUGACUAUCAAAUUUAAGUGGUGGGGACUGCAGAACAAAGUUGAAAACUUUAUACAGAAGCAAGAAAAAAGGAUAUUUACCAACUUUCAUCGCCAGCUGUUCUGUUGGAUUGAUAAGUGGAUUGAUCUGACUAUGGAAGACAUUAGGAGAAUGGAGGAUGAAACCCAAAAGGAGCUGGAAGCGUUACGUAAUCAAGGCCAAGUCAGAGGAACAAGUGCUGCCAAUGAUGAAUGAUGAUGGAUUGGACCGUCACAUGCAGUGUUGAUAUACCAAUGUGUGUGUGGAUGCAUGAUUAUUUGUAUAUAAUUAUAUAUACGCACAUGCAUACUGAAGGGGGUUGUUACAGUGUCUCCAGGGUACUAUACCUGUCCUCAGCAAAGAUUCCAAGGAAACUGCUUUCAUUAUGUAUACCUGAAGCAAAUAAAAAUCAACUGAGUAGUGUCAUUUAAAGGAUGAAUUAACUGCAGAAUUAUGCUAACUGGUAUGUUUCAUGAAUGUCAAUACUGGACCAAUUUAUUCCCUACUUGCUUUUUUCCUGUCUUGAGUCACUCUGCUAUAACCUGCCCAUAUCACAUUGUAAAGAAACAGAUUCAAAUAAGUUAAUUUCAGUUUUGUGUCUUCCCUCUGUGAUUAUUUUUGGAAUAGGAACAAUGAAUGUAUUUAUAGCUAUUUAUUUCUGGAUUGUCAUUAUCCUGUAGUCAAAUCUGAAAACAUUUCUAUUAGUGGAAAUUGGAAGACUUUUACUGUUGAAUAAGUUUAACCCAAACUUUACCCACUCACCGAUUUAAAAAAAAAAAAUCAUGUUUUAUUGGACUUUUGUACAUUGAAAUGCUAAUGUUUUUUCUUCAUUAAAAUUGGCAAGAUUAAGGAAAAA